GGUAAUUUGUUUUAGGAGCUACUGAAAAAGUUGAAAACCUAACGGACCUGAGAACAUUAAUUAUUGAAAUAAAUAGAGAAAUAUCCAAACAGUUCUUCAAAAUAGUAAUCAAUACCUGUGAAGUUACGUGCCAUGAUAUGAUUAUUUGGUUGAAUACUAAAAAUGAUCAGCUAUCGAGGCUACAAAAUAUCUAUUCAGCUUUAGAACUGGAAUACUUUCACACCAUACUACAUGAAAUUCUGAAUUCAGAGGACUACAAGUUAACUUUCAUUGUUUGUAUUAAUAUCACGUCUACACUUACAGGAUUUUUCUCAAGGGAUAAUGGUCAGAAUGUUUUAUAUAAAUGGAUAAAGGCAGGAUAUUUUGUGAGAAAAGAUGCUCAUGUCCAUUUGGGUCCAAGACUUAUUUUAGAGUUUACUUCUUAUUUGAAAACUCAUUUUCCAAACUCUAUGUGUAAUCUCUGUUCGGAAUUGGUGUUUUCGGGAAAUCAGUGUCAGUCAUGUCAUAAGAUGUUACAUUCCUAUUGUUUAUCCAAGUAUUUAGUAAAUCAAAAAACAUGUCCCUGUUGCCAUAAGCGUUGGAGUGGUACCGACUUCGAUUUAGCUUAUCAAUCACAAAACGGGCACAGAUCAGACGAUGAAGAAGAGAUGGCAGAAUUAUCAUCAGUAAACAAAUCAAAUAAUAAAAUAUCUCAGUCUGAAGAUUCUAAUAACUUUACUCAUAUGAAUACUGAUAGUGAUGAAAAUUCUAACGAACCAGGACCGAGCACAAGAAGAAAAAGGAGAAGGUGAUAAUUGUUUAUUUUAUUUAUUCUCUAGUAUGUGCUGACUGUUAACAUUACCAAGAAAAUUAUUUCAAUUAUGUUUGUAAUUGAAAUAUUUCAUUAUUAAAUACUGAUAAUAUUGAAAAAGUGUAAAGUGUAUCUUUUCUAUUUGAACUUCCCUGCAAGAGUGAACCUCUAUUUUGAUUAUCAAUAAAAAUGUAAAAUAC
This is a messenger RNA of Leptinotarsa decemlineata (Colorado potato beetle), 990 nucleotides long. RefSeq names its product SMC5-SMC6 complex component Non-SMC element 1 (gene Nse1). Gene Ontology annotation, biological process: double-strand break repair via homologous recombination. Lineage: Eukaryota; Metazoa; Arthropoda; Insecta; Coleoptera; Chrysomelidae. Gene Ontology annotation, molecular function: ubiquitin-protein transferase activity. The record is from RefSeq and is a predicted model, not a curated record. Gene Ontology annotation, cellular component: Smc5-Smc6 complex; nucleus.